Molecule: messenger RNA, 858 nt
Organism: Ficedula albicollis (Collared flycatcher)
Lineage: Eukaryota; Metazoa; Chordata; Aves; Passeriformes; Muscicapidae
Product: small conductance calcium-activated potassium channel protein 1-like
Exons: 5
Biological process (GO): potassium ion transmembrane transport
Cellular component (GO): neuron projection; neuronal cell body; plasma membrane
Molecular function (GO): calmodulin binding; small conductance calcium-activated potassium channel activity
Source: RefSeq, a predicted model, not a curated record
UUCAUGGUGGACAACGGCGCCGACGACUGGCGCAUCGCCAUGACCUCGGAGCGCGUCUUCUUCAUCGCGCUGGAGCUGCUGGUGUGCGCCAUCCACCCCAUCCCCGGGCAGUACCUGUUCACCUGGACCGCCCGCCUGGCCUUCACCUACGCGGCCUCGGUGGCCCACGCCGACGUGGACAUCGUGCUGUCCAUCCCCAUGUUCCUGCGGCUCUACCUGCUGGGCAGGGUGAUGCUGCUGCACAGCAAGCUCUUCACCGACGCCUCGUCGCGCAGCAUCGGCGCCCUCAACAAGAUCAACUUCAACACGCGCUUCGUCAUGAAGACGCUCAUGACCAUCUGCCCCGGCACCGUGCUGCUGGUGUUCAGCAUCUCCUCCUGGAUCAUCGCCGCCUGGACCGUGCGGGUCUGCGAGAGGUACCACGACAAGCAGGAGGUGACCAGUAACUUCCUGGGGGCCAUGUGGCUGAUCUCCAUCACCUUCCUGUCCAUCGGCUACGGGGACAUCCCAUUAAAAUGGCAUAAAAAUCAGGAAAAACCCCAUAAAAAUCAGGGCAAACCCCAUAAAACCCGGACAAACCUCAUAAGAAGCAGCAACACCCCGCUGCAGGUGAAGAACGCCGCUGCCAACGUGCUGAGGGAGACGUGGCUGAUCUACAAACACACCAAGCUGGUGAAGAAGGUCGAGCCCGCCCGAGUUCGGACCCACCAGCGUAAGUUCCUCCAAGCCAUCCAUCAGCUGAGGAGUGUGAAGAUGGAGCAGCGCAAACUCAACGACCAGGCCAACACCCUGGUGGACCUGGCCAAGGUGAGCCUGGUGGCCUGGCCUGGCCUUGUCCCCUGUCCUUGUCCCCAUUCC